Messenger RNA from Dibothriocephalus latus, 1254 nucleotides. Lineage: Eukaryota; Metazoa; Platyhelminthes; Cestoda; Diphyllobothriidea; Diphyllobothriidae. The record is from the annotation of a GenBank genome assembly.
GCUCUAAAGCGCAAGCUAGAGCUUAUGGAACGCAAUCAAAAAUACGAACAGAACAACUCUAACGAACAGAUUCGAAAGCUACGCAGGAUCAUCUCUGAGCUGCAGAACCAAUUAGCGGACACAACUAGACAGCUUCAAGGCCUUCAAGACAACGAUCACGCAUUGAGCCGUGAACUGGACAACAACGACGUCCAGAACCUGCUGCACGAGGCGGCAAACGCUCUCUCCAUCAUACCCUCCCGAAAACCAGCUCGACGCAGUCGACUGCUUGGAGCGCAGGAGACAAAACCCAGUCCCGCCAUAAGAAACCGGUCGGGCAAGGUUUCAACCAAGCCCAAACCCACAACUGAGGAACGGACGAAGAAACCGGUCCCUGUUGGUCGUGGGUCAAAAAAGAUGACGACACCGCCGGCCGAGGUUGAAAAGGCUGAACGAGCUGAUGAUGAUGACGCGGGAUCAGAACGCUCCCAACGAACCACAGAGGAGGGCUCUAACGCUGAGGACACCACACGGAGUCCUAGAGUGAGUGCUCGAGAAGCCUCGCCUCGGCCGGUAAAAAAUGGCGACUCGAAAGAAAAGGCAGAGGUAGUCACAGCUUUCGUGAUGGCAGCCAUGCUUACGGUAUGUUUUAAAGUCUGCGCUGUCCUAAAGCGUGAAAUACUGUUGAUGGAACGUCAGGUAGCAAUAACAGAUGACAUAACAGACUCCGACACAGCUGAUAUCGAUGACCGGUCCCAUAAGAAACCUAAAGCCAGUGAAAAGGCCUGCAAGAGUCCCAAGCUGGAGGACCUACAGGCAGAACUUACACUCAUCACGGAGCGACACGAAAACUUCAAACUGGAAUCGGCCAUCAGCGGAACUGAAGAUAAUAACUACGACAUCAUCUUUCCAUCGGAAGAGGAUGUCUGUACGUCCGAAGACGAGCUUUCCAUGAAAGACGCAGAGUCUGGUGUACUCGGCGAUACCCAAGAGGACCUUUCGGCGUUUCAUUUGCACAACACUAUUGAGCGCAAGACGGUAACGUUCGGUAAAGAUUCAGUUCAUCUAUCACCACAUUUCGAGCUCAACAAGGAAGAUCGCCUGUGGGAGGAUCUCUUCGGCAAAGACUCAGCCAUGAACCCCUCGCUCGCAGCGGUGGCACUUCAGGGCUAUCCAACGGUAAGCCAAGCCCUCAUUUUUUUACCAGUUGAUUGGCUAUCUCAUGAAGUGUCGACAAAAAUUAUGAAAUGGGUGUUCUUUUUGAAAGGGUUGUAA